Molecule: messenger RNA, 1083 nt
Organism: Parnassius mnemosyne (clouded apollo)
Lineage: Eukaryota; Metazoa; Arthropoda; Insecta; Lepidoptera; Papilionidae
Source: the annotation of a GenBank genome assembly
AUGUGGACCUCGUCAAUUCAUUCAGCUGUAUGCGGGGCACCGAUAGUACUAGUUCAUAAAAUGGUACGUCGAAAAUUGUUUUUACUAAUCGCUCUACUACUGGUGUCGUUCCUCUCUGUUCUGCCAAGUAGCUGGUGGCUAGCGAAUGUCGUCAGCCAUACACUGUUGCCAUCUCCACCUCCUAGCCAAGACUUAAGGCAGUUCUUAAGAAACAGAAAUCUGCAAAGCUAUUUGAACAACAUACAACUUCUGGCGGAGCCAACUCCUUCCGACUGUGAAAGCCAGUCCAUUAUCCCGAUGAUAAUCUUGGUGUCGAGUCGUCCGCACCAUUUCGAGCAACGUGAUGCGAUCAGGAACACGUGGGCCAAAAAACAGAUCACUUACUUCAUCAUGGGUGUGCAGCAAUCAUCGAGAAACUUCAUUAUGGAGGGCAUUUACAUUGAGGCUGAGAAGCUCCGUGACAUCAUAGUUUAUGAUUUCAUCGAUAGCUAUCAGAACCUGACCUUGAAAACGGCUCUUAUGUUGCAAUGGACCCUCGACAAGUGUUCACAGGUGAACUUCCUGUUCAAAACUGACGACGAUGUCUUUGUCAAUCCGUGGACUCUGAAAACGGUGGCUCGUGAACACCCUCACGCUCAACUCCUUGGCUACAAGAUAAAUAAGUCAAGGCUACAUAGAGAUGUGUACUACAAACACUACAUGCCCCGUUGGCUUCAGCGAGAUGAUAUUAUACAGGAGUACCUGUCGGGGACGGGAUAUCUCAUCAAUGGUGGAUACCUAAGAAAAAUUUUGAACGCUGCGUACAAAGUACCCUUAGUGAAUAUUGAAGACGUAUAUAUAUCAUACCUGGUGGCGAAAAAGACUUUGAAUCUUACACUGACCCACGACAGUAGACUUAGCCCAAAGAAGCCCUGGAUUCCCCUUCGCUGCAUUUACUGGAAUUUGGCAACUAUACACAGUGUGCGUCCUAGCGAAAUUACGAGCAUAUGGUCCAGUGUGAAGCUCGUUGCAAAACAGUACAGAAGGAAUAAAAAUGUCUGCAAUAUUUAUAACUUUUUUAAUAGGGAUAUAUUCUUGUAUUGA